AUGGCAUGGUAUUGUUAAAUUCAGUUGGCGCCUUAAAGCUCAUUAUUAAUGAAUGGAUAAAAUCCUAUCCACUUCUGUUCGUACUGCUGAUUGCUUACCCCAUACCCUGUCCUUCUCACACUCUCGCACGCCAUUUGCACUGAAAUCCUAGCUAGCUGCCUGUAAGCACUAAGCUAGACACUCUGUCUUUCCUCUCCACUCUUGACACUUCAUCAAGUAAAGGGAAGUUAUCUCUCAAAUUCGAAUAGUCUCGUGAAUUUUGAUGUAAUAUGGAGGUUGAUAAAAGAUGAACAUAAAAAAGCAAAUGCCAUUUAAAGGUGGUGGAAAGAUUUAGCUGCUUUAGUAUGCUCAUUGAGACCUGUUUUGUCCAAAAAGCAAGGAAACAAUUCAAUUAGACUAUUGGCAUCUCCAAAUCUUGGCUGUUUUGAGCCUAUCUGAAUCAUGGAAGUUGCAGAAACAAAAUGUUCCUCAGGCUAUGGCAAGCCUCCUUGGCUAUUUAAAGGCAGUGCCUUAUACCAGCUUCAUCUUGUUAAAUCCGAAACUGCUCGAGCAUUCAUUCCGAAAGAGUUCAGAUUAGUUGAAGCAUUUGGAUACACUCUUGGAGGUUUUUUUCUCGCUAGCUAUGAAGACAGUCCAGCUGGGGUUUUUGAUGAGCUUGUGGUGAUUGCAGGAACAGUGUGGAACCCCCCAACAUCUUGUGCAUGGGCAGCCAGGGUGCUCGUAAACAGUGGUGAUGCUUGUGAUCAUGGACGAAAGGAGGUAGGGCUUCCCAGUCAAGUUGCCAAGUUUUCCAAGAAAAUCACAGCAAUUCCAAGGCAAAGAAAGAGCAAAUUUAGUGGCUUUCUUGACAAGAUUGGUUUGGGCACGGCAAGUUCUAGUACAAAGAGCUGCAUGGAUGUUCUAGUAACUGAAACUAAUGAUCGUUCCACAACUGAUAUCUGCAACGUCAACCUUACGGCUGUUGUUCCAGGGAUGAAAUUCGACAAAUGGAAGGGGCCAGCAAUAAAAAUGUCGCUACCAAGUUUCAGUGGACGUACAGAGUAUAACCCAAGCCUUUUGAAAUAUUCUUGCAAUAUUGAAUGCAGAGUACGAGCAGUGCGGGCAGCAAAAGUAUCAAGGCCAUCUCUAACAUCAAAGCAAGACGCUGAAGAGUCAUUGAGUGAGCAUGAGAGACGGAACUUGACCAUAUCUGUGAUGUUAUCAAAACCAAUACUAGCUUUAGAGUUCAGUUGCUUAAAAAUGCAGGUUGAAGCCCCAGUUGUAGUUUCCCAGCAUUCUACGAGCAGGUUUGCAACUACAGUCACGGAUUAAGGGCAUUAUUAUUGUUCGGAAAAUUCGUUGAUAUUUGUAAUCAAUGCCAAUUUUGCAUUGGUUUUUACUCUUUUUUUCUUCUUUUUUUGUUGGUAGAUGAUCAGCAGUGGAAGUGGCAAAUAGUCAUUACUGUAAACAAUGGGAGUCUGGCAGAGCUAGGACGUUUACUUAUGAGGCCAAGCAAAUCCAUGAUUGCUUUUCCGAAGAACUAUCUUAGUGUGAUAGUAUAAUAAAAAAGAAGAUCACAAGUAGAUUGGAAAUCU
Molecule: messenger RNA, 1574 nt
Organism: Populus euphratica (Euphrates poplar)
Lineage: Eukaryota; Viridiplantae; Streptophyta; Magnoliopsida; Malpighiales; Salicaceae
Exons: 12
Coding region: 442-1311 (289 amino acids)
Source: RefSeq, a predicted model, not a curated record